AGGGAGGGCCUGUUACCUUGGUUACUAACCUGAUCUACUGUCUUAAAAAGUCACAGAAAUAAUCCGGGUUGGUCAAGCCAACAAACAGCCAACAAGAUGUGCAAGAUCCGCAUCAUCCACUUCUCCGAGCACGACGUGCGCAUCCCGAUCGCCACGGACCCCUUCAGCGCCCCCGGAGGCAAGGACGACUUUAUCUGCUCCAACGAGGUAGCCAGGUGCGCCUGCAACAGCCCCAUCGCCGGCAUCCUCGUGGCCCCGGAGGCGGACGAGAGCGGGAGGAGGCCCGGCAGCAGCAGCAGCAGUAAUAAUCACUACGCGCGGUGCCCCUGGCACCGGUGCUGCGUCACCGUCUAUCAGGUGCUCCUCUGCCAGUGGUACUGGAACCACGCCGAGGAGGCGGCCCUGCAGGGGGAUGGGGACGGGGACGAGGAUGAGGAUGUGGACGAGGAGCCCGAGACCUGGUGCCCCAACCGCAUGGUCCUGCACGAGCAUCACCCGAUUGGCAUGCUCCUCUCGCCCCACAGCCCGUCCGGUGACGCCGCCGAGUGGGACGAGACCCGAGAACCCUUCUCUCCCGGCUGCUUCCCCGCCGGCGACCUCCUGUACUCGGACGAGAUCCUCGACGAUGGCGACGGCGCGGAUGCGGUGCCUCCUCCUCCUCCUCCUCCUCCUCCUGACGGGCUCCAGAGCGACCGGUACGAGGUCCAGGCGCUCGGGCGGCUGCUUCGGGCGCGCAAGGAGACGCUGGCGAGGGCGGUCGCCCUGGCGUCUGAGAUGGUCGAGUCGCUCGCGGGCGACCUCGAGGGGGUACGAUGUCUGGGGGCCGCGGACGCAGUCGCGUUCCUGGCGAGGAUCCGGUCGGCCGGCCGGGUGGUGGACCUGAUCGAGGAUACCGAGCUGGGCGCCGCCGAGCUCUACAGGGACAUGGUGCGGCGGGUCCGGUCCGUGCUGGCCGCGCUCGGCAGGGUGCCGGCCCCCGGCGGAACCGUGGCCUCUCACGACGGCACCUUCUCCAUCUCGCGGGCGCAGCUCGACCUGGCCGACCUCGACCCGCACGAGGUCCUCGAGGUCUGUGACGGGCCGCUUAAGAGGUCAGGGGAGCUUCGGGAACGGUUGGCUGAGAUCGCUACCCUCGUCGCUCGGCUCCCAAGGGAGCUGGAGAGGAGGAGGAGGAGGAGAAGAAGGCAAGGAUCCCGGAGCGGGCUGGAUCAACAUCCUGCCGUGCGCAGGAGACGAUGCCAGAGUGUUUGAAGGUGAGUGCAUCCACGACUGGAGGGUCACUGACUGCC
Molecule: messenger RNA, 1289 nt
Organism: Thermothelomyces thermophilus ATCC 42464
Lineage: Eukaryota; Fungi; Ascomycota; Sordariomycetes; Sordariales; Chaetomiaceae
Exons: 1
Coding region: 97-1251 (384 amino acids)
Source: RefSeq, a predicted model, not a curated record